This is a messenger RNA of Stylonychia lemnae, 720 nucleotides long. The record is from the annotation of a GenBank genome assembly. Lineage: Eukaryota; Ciliophora; Spirotrichea; Sporadotrichida; Oxytrichidae.
AUGGAGUGGCAAAUAGUAGAAAAAUAUCUCAAAGAAAAGGAAUUGUAAAGAAUGCUCAAGUAUUCGAUAAAAUAUAAUUCCAUUGAAAAAGAUGAAACUUAAAACUAAGUUUGGAGAAAAGAAAUAAAAUCAGGAGAUAUGAUCGAUGUCAAUUUAGAAUUAGCUAAAACUUUAGGAGAUUCUGUUUGGGUCUAAGCAAAGAUUAAAAAAAUAAGAUUUGAUGAUUUGCUAAUACUAGACUUUAUUUUCGAUACAUGGUAAAAUAAAACAAUUAUUAAUAAGUGGUCUAUCAGAAUUGCAUAACUUGGACAAUACACUAGUUAAAUAUGCUAAUAAAAGGAUAAGUUUAAGCCAAUGAUUAAUGUAGACUCAUGUGGCUCAUAUUGGUGGAAUAGAUCUACAAUUCUAGAUAUUUGCGAUAGGGAAUAGUCAAAUAUUAUUGUAAAAAUGGCUCGAAUUGGUUUUAGAAUAUAUUGUGAAUAGGGGAAAUAAAAGGAUAAAAUGGGUCAAUACGAUGGCUGGUCAUCUAGUUUUGAUGAAUGGAUACCACUAUAUUCUUCACGAAUAAUGCCAUUCCUAACAUAAACCAUGAAAAAAGAGAUCGAAAACUUUAUAGAAUCUCCUUAAAACUUGAGAACUUUGGAUUAAAAUUAAUCUAAUAUCGAUAAACUAACAUAAUUUAAGGAAUCCCCUCUGUUAAUUGCAAGUUAUACUGGUUGA